This is a messenger RNA of Hemisphaericaspora subhashii, 1983 nucleotides long. RefSeq names its product DNA polymerase epsilon noncatalytic subunit (gene DPB2). The coding region runs from base 1 to 1983 and encodes 660 amino acids. The record is from RefSeq and is a predicted model, not a curated record. The transcript has a single exon. Gene Ontology annotation, biological process: DNA-templated DNA replication; error-prone translesion synthesis. Gene Ontology annotation, cellular component: epsilon DNA polymerase complex. Lineage: Eukaryota; Fungi; Ascomycota; Pichiomycetes; Serinales; Debaryomycetaceae. Gene Ontology annotation, molecular function: DNA binding.
AUGGAAUCUACUACUUCUUUACCUAUAAAGCUUCUUCCAUCAAACUUGCGUCCCAUAGCGUUUAGGGUACUAUCAAAAAAACAUGGGUUAAAUAUAAAUACUGAUGCUCUUACCCUUUUGACAGAAGUGAUCAGUUAUAAAUUUGGAUUUGAAUGGAAAGGUCCGAAAGCACAACAAUUUCUAGAAGAAGUUGCUAAAGUAUGGAAAGCAGAAGAUCGGGGGUUAUUCAUCGAUGGAGCUGGUUUGAAACAGGUUCUAAAAGAUAUGAAUCAGAAAUCGGAAUCUCUGUCAUUUAGUGACAAAGCCAAAAGAUCAGAUACCCUUGAGGAUAUAGAACAAGAAGAAAUACUUAACUGGGAAGAUUACUUCAAAAUUAUAUCUCCAAACGAUCAACUUGCAAUAGUUUUUGAUAAGAAUAGAAAGCAAUUUAGUAUCAGUGCAAAAAAAGGUUCAUCGUUGAUGCAAAGUUUAUCAAAUAAUUUACAAUCUUCAAUUGAAUUGUUCACCAAUCGUUAUUAUUUGUUGGUGGAUAGAUUAUCCAGAAAUGAGAACUUUCAAAAGUCAUCAAUGGCCAGCAUAUCAUCUAUUAGUUUGAAUUUAAAGGAGGGGAAUCUAACAAAUGAAAUCACUUUGAUCAAGAACGUGCUAGGAAGAGAUGGUCAGAAGUUUAUUUUAUUUGGUUUAUUAUCAAAGAACACAAAUGAUGAAUAUAUCUUAGAGGAUGCAACUGAUCAUAUCGAAUUAAAUUUCUCUCAAACAUUCAAGACUGAAGGUUCCUUUUACUGUCCUGGGAUGUUUGUAAUUGUUGAAGGGAUUUACUCUGCUUCGGGAGGAUCUUCCAAUCAAGCACACGAUUAUAUAGGAGGUUGUUUUUAUGUAAGUAAUAUUGGUCAUCCUCCGGCAGAAAGAAGAGACAAGAGCUUAGAAGUAUAUGGUAAUCUUGAUUUCUUAGGAAUUCACAGACAAAUCCAGCCACAGAAUGGGGAAAGAAUCACAAAAAUACCAAAAGGAUUGAAAAAGAAGUUGACGCACCUAGAAAGGGGACUCGCAGAUCACAAAUUUAUAUUCCUUGGGUCAGACUGUUUCUUGGAUUCUUUUAAAGUCAUGGAGGGGUUAAAGAAAUUCUUUCAUAAAUUGGAGAAUUCAUUAAUCGAGUCUAUGGAAUCAGAAGAAACGAGUACACCCCUAGCCAUCGUUUUGACUGGAUCCUUUACUUCAAAACCAUUGACUUCUACAAACUCAUCAGUGUCUAAUAUUUCAAAUUCCGAGUCUUAUAAGAGUAAUUUUGAUGAAUUGGCAAACAUCUUGAGUAAUUACCCGAAUACUGUGAAGCUUUGCAAACUUGUGUUGAUUCCUGGAAAGAAUGAUCCUUGGCAUUCUACUUACUCUCUUGGUUCUUCUACCUUGAAUCACUUCCCACAAAGAUCAAUUCCGAAAGUGUUUAUAAACAGACUAGAGAAAAUGUUACCUAAAGGAAACUUAAUAUUAGGUUGGAAUCCACUUCGAAUAAACUAUUUAUCUCAAGAAAUUGUUAUUCUUAAAGAUGACGUAAUGACUAAAUUCAAGAGGAAUGAUAUGAUUUUCGCUAACGACUUGGAGAAAGAAAAGGAAAUAGUUCAACGUGAUUCAGCUAGUGACAAAGAUAGGAUAGACACUCUUUUGCAAGAUAAAUCAGAGCACUUACCUACUAAAUUAAAAGAAGCAAGAAAAUUAGUGAAAACUUUAUUAGAUCAGGGUAAUUUACAACCAUUUAUGAAAAGUUUGAAAAUAAUCAACCCUGUUUAUGAUUAUGCCCUCCGUAUUGAACCAUUACCUAAUAUUAUCGUUCUUCAUGAUUCAACCUUUGAUAAUUUUGAUGUUACUUAUAAUGGUUGCAAAGUUAUAAAUGUUGCUAAAAUUGUAUCAAACAAUUCACGAAAAUUAAAUUAUGUAGAAUACUAUCCAAGCCUUAGGAAGUUUGAAUUUAAAGAAUUGUACUUUUAG